AGUUAGGUUGUUAGCUAGAAAGUUAGCUAAUGGCUGGGGGAAAGAGAUCCUCCUCAACCCUCGCUUCGGGAGAGUUUCAGGAUUCCCUGAAGUAAAAACACCCGAAUAUUCCACAAGAGAUACCCCUGAAGGAAGUUAAGGUCAACAAUAACAACGCUAAUAUACGUAUUGUCAAGAUAAGUAUGCAGGAUGCAGUAACCGGGACGAGAAUGCUGACGGACGCCUUCGAGGACGAGAUCGACUCGGUGACUCCUCGCACCCCAGCGGUAGGGAUGGGGGUAGGAGCAACACCAGGAGUCGGACUCCGGGGCAUAGGGAUUGGUGUGGGCGGAAAGAAAGUACGAUUGUUUGGCGAGCCCGGUGGGCCUACUACAGAUAGACUGGAUUUCAAACUGGCUGCGGCUGCAGUCCUUUCCUCUGGUCCCGGAUCCAACAGCGACGAAGACGAGGUCUCAGAGGUGGAGUCAUUUAUCUUGGACCAGGAGGACUUGGAGAACCCAAUCAUGAAGACGGCCUCUGAGUUGCUUUUGUCCAGCGCCACAGACGGGGUGGACCUCCGCACCGUCGACCCAGAGACACAGGCCCGCCUCGAGGCCCUGCUAGAGGCUGCAGGCAUUGGUAAACUGUCAACUGCGGAUGGUAAAGCGUUUGCAGAUCCCGAGGUGCUGCGGAGGCUGACGUCGUCAGUGAGCUGUGCCCUGGACGAGGCGGCUGCCGCCCUGACGCGCAUGAGAGCAGAGAACACACUCAACGCUGGCCAGGCCGACAAUCUGGUUAUUUUCAGCCGUAGUCUAGCAGAGGCGUGUUCGGACGGAGACGUGAACGCUGUGAGGAAGCUGCUAGACGAGGGGCGGAGCGUCAACGAACACACUGAGGAAGGAGAGAGUCUUCUCUGCCUCGCCUGCUCUGCUGGAUACUAUGAACUCGCACAGGUGCUGCUCGCCAUGCACGCCAACGUGGAGGACCGGGGGAUUAAAGGUGACAUCACGCCCCUGAUGGCGGCGGCGAGCGGCGGUUACGUCGACAUCGUCAAGCUGCUCCUGGUCCACGGGGCUGACGCCAACGCACAGUCCUCCACCGGUAACACAGCCCUGACGUAUGCGUGUGCUGGGGGGUUUGUGGAUGUGGUGAAGGUUCUCCUGAAGGAGGGGGCCAACAUCGAGGAUCACAAUGAGAACGGACACACCCCUCUAAUGGAGGGGGCGAGCGCGGGCCAUGUGGAGGUGGCCAGGGUUCUGCUGGAGUACGGCGCCGGGAUCAACACACACUCCAACGAGUUCAAGGAGAGCGCCCUCACACUCGCCUGCUACAAAGGUCAUCUGGACAUGGUGAGGUUUCUGCUGGAAGCCGGGGCAGAUCAGGAGCAUAAGACAGAUGAGAUGCACACAGCGCUGAUGGAAGCCUGCAUGUCCCAGGAUGGGCAUGUGGAGGUGGCACGGCUGCUGUUGGACAGCGGGGCGCAGGUCAACAUGCCAGCUGACUCCUUCGAGUCGCCCCUCACCCUGGCAGCCUGCGGCGGGCAUGUGGAUCUAGCAGCUCUGCUCAUAGAGAGAGGGGCCAACCUAGAGGAGGUGAAUGAUGAAGGUUACACUCCUCUGAUGGAGGCAGCCAGAGAAGGUCAUGAAGAGAUGGUGGCCCUGCUACUGGCUCAGGGUGCGAACAUCAACGCCCAGACGGAGGAGACCCAGGAAACAGCCCUGACGCUGUCCUGCUGUGGAGGGUUCCUGGAGGUGGCUGACUUCCUCAUCAAGGCCGGGGCCGACAUCGAGCUGGGCUGCUCCACGCCUCUCAUGGAGGCUGCACAGGAGGGUCACCUGGAGCUGGUCAAAUACCUCCUGACUGCAGGGGCAAACGUACACGCUACGACGGCGACAGGAGACACAGCGCUGACGUACGCGUGUGAGAACGGACACACUGACGUGGCCGACGUUCUUCUGCAGACUGGAGCUGAUCUGGAGCAUGAGUCUGAGGGGGGGAGGACACCCCUGAUGAAGGCAGCCAGAGCAGGACACCUCUGCACCGUGCAGUUCCUCAUCAGCAAGGGUGGGUUAGGUGCUAAUGUGAACAGAGCGACGGCUAACAAGGACCACACGGUGGUGUCUCUGGCCUGCGCUGGAGGACACCUGGCUGUGGUAGAGCUGCUGCUGACGCACGGAGCUGACCCCACACACAGACUGAAGGACGGCUCGACAAUGCUGAUUGAAGCUGCUAAGGGCGGCCACACCAACGUGGUGUCCUACCUGCUAGACUUCCCUAACAACAUCCUGUCUGUCCCCGCGCCCGACCUCUGCCAACUCACACCCCCCUCACAAGACCCCUCUCAGGUUCCUCGUGUCCCAUUCCAGGCCCUGGCCAUGGUGGUGCCCCCACAGGAGCCAGACAGAGCCCCUUCCAACAUCACCACACCCCCGCCACCUGUCACCAGCAAAGGUUCGUCUAAGCAGAGACACGCUGCCACCCCUUCCAGCCCCUCCAGUCCAGGGGGGGUACGUCCCGGCCCGGGUCCCGGGGAUGCAGAGGCCUUGCCCCCCUUCCACCUGUGCCAGCCCCUGGAGUGUAUUGUGGAGGAGACCGAGGGGAAGCUUAAUGAGCUGGGCCAGAGGAUCUCAGCCAUAGAGAAGGCCCAGCUGCAGUCUCUGGAACUCAUCCAAGGAGAGCCGCUCACCAAAGACAAGAUUGAAGAGCUGAAGAAAAGCCGGGAGGAGCAGGUCCAGAAGAAGAAGAAGAUCCUGAAGGAGCUGCAGAAGGUGGAGCGCCAGCUGCAGUUGAAGACCCAGCAGCAGUUCACCAAAGAGUACAUGGAGGCCAAGGGCCUGAAGGAAGAGCAGGAGGCAGGCCAGGGCCCGGGACCAGGGCCGGGGGAAGGGGCCAACACUACCAUGCCUGGGGUCCUCACAGCAACACCAGGGAUUAACACGCGCACACAGCCCGGGUCGGACACAGGGUCUGACGAGGAGAACAGAGAGGAGGAGGAAGAAGAAGAGGAUAAUGAGGAGAAGUUUGCCUCAUUCCUAUUCCAGGAUGACGAAGAUGAGGAGGAUGAUGAUGAUGAUGAUGAUGACGACGACGAGGACGAGGACGAGGUGGAAGAUUACGCUAAACUACCCCAGGUGGACACCAUCCUCUACAGGGAUGGACAGCAGCCCCCCCUGCCCCCCUCGCCCUCACCCCAUCCCCUAUGCUCCCCCCACUCCCAUCUCCACCCCCCUCCUCCCCCCCUCCAGACUGCCUUCGUACCCAUCCAGCCCCUACCUGAGUACAGCCCGUGCCCAGCUGACUACCCCUGCCCUGGCAGUACCAGCCCUGAGCUGCAGAGGGUACUGGUGGGCCACCAGAUGCUGGGUCAGGGUCAAGGUCAGGGGUUAGGACCAGGGAUGGUAGGGCAGCAGGCCCCAGACGGACUCAUGGUGGCUUCGCCCGCUCAGACGCUUACAGACACGCUGGAUGACAUCAUGGCAGCAGCGGUGGGCAGCAGAGUACCCAUGUUGAACACUACAACGUCUCCAACCCCCCUGUCUGACCCCCUGUCACAGACCCCCUCCAAUAUGGGUUCACCCCCCUCCCCACUGCCCCUCUACCCCUCUGUGGACAUCGACGCACACACGGAGAGUAACCAUGACACUGCGCUGACGCUGGCAUGUGCCGGAGGACACGAGGAGCUGGUGUCUGUUCUCAUCGCGCGAGGAGCCAACAUCGAGCAUCGCGACAAGAAGGGCUUCACCCCUCUGAUCCUGGCUGCGACAGCGGGCCACGUAGGGGUGGUGGAGCUCCUUCUGGAUAAAGGGGGUGACAUAGAGGCCCAGUCGGAGAGAACCAAAGACACGCCCCUCUCCCUGGCCUGCUCAGGGGGACGACAAGAGGUGGUGGAGUUGUUGCUGUUGCGAGGAGCCAAUAAAGAACAUCGUAACGUGUCAGACUACACCCCUUUGAGCCUGGCGGCGUCCGGAGGCUAUGUCAACAUCAUCAAGAUCCUCCUCAACGCCGGCUCAGAGAUCAACUCCAGGACGGGCAGUAAGCUGGGUAUCUCUCCCCUGAUGCUGGCAGCGAUGAACGGUCACGUCCCUGCGGUCAAGCUGCUGCUGGACAUGGGCUCAGACAUCAACGCUCAGAUCGAGACUAACAGGAACACGGCUCUGACUCUGGCCUGCUUCCAGGGCCGGGCUGAGGUGGUCAGUCUGCUGCUGGACCGCAAGGCCAACGUAGAGCACAGAGCCAAGACUGGUCUGACCCCUCUAAUGGAGGCAGCGUCAGGGGGCUAUGCUGAGGUGGGCCGGGUGCUGCUGGAUAAAGGGGCUGACGUCAACGCCCCUCCUGUCCCCUCGUCCCGAGACACAGCCCUCACCAUCGCUGCAGACAAGGGCCACUACAAGUUUUGUGAGCUGCUCAUCAACAGGGGGGCUCACAUUGAUGUUCGCAACAAGAAAGGGAACACGCCUCUGUGGCUGGCGGCCAACGGCGGCCAUUUUGACGUGGUUCAGCUGCUGGUGCAGGCUGGGGCCGACGUAGACGCUGCAGACAACCGCAAGAUCACACCGCUCAUGGCUGCCUUCCGUAAGGGUCAUGUAAAGGUGGUUCAGUACCUGGUAAAGGAGGUCAACCAGUUCCCCUCAGACAUUGAGUGUAUGAGAUACAUCGCCACCAUCGCUGACAAGGAGUUGUUGAAGAAGUGCCAUCAGUGCAUGGAGACCAUCGUCAAAGCCAAAGACCAGCAGGCUGCUGAAGCCAACAAGAACGCCAGCAUUCUCCUCAAGGAGCUCGACCUGGAGAAGUCCAGAGAGGAGAGCAAGAAGCAGGCCCUGGCCGCCAAGAGAGAGAAACGCAAGGAGAAACGCAAGAAGAAGAAGGAGGAGCAGAAGAAAAAGCAGGAGGAGGAGGAGGAGGAGCAGGAGCAGAAGACAAACAAGGAGGAGGGGGAGGAGGACUAUGAGAUGCAGAAGCAGGAUGACUCCGCUGAGGAAGUGGACCCCCCCAUCGACCCCCCCAGUGCGACCACUACCACCACAAUCGGUAUUCCCGCCACCUCGCCCUCCUUCAGCUCUGUGUUCGGCAAGAGGGCCAGUGUUGCCACGACGACCAGCACCAACCGCAAGAGCAAGAAGAACAAGACCAAGGACUCCUCCCCCAGCGAACCAAUCAUACGGCAGGACCCACAGCAGGUGGUGCUGGCACAACACAAGGCAAACAAGAUCCAUGGUGACCCGCGGAGCGGGGCUGGGGGUGCAGGGGGCACCAGCGACUCAGACCCCCUGGACAGCACCGACUGUGCCAGUGAAAGUAGCAGCAGUGGGGGCAAGAGCCAGGAGCUCAACUUCCUCCCUGACCUCUCCUCUUCUUCCUCUUCCUCUUCAUCCUCUUCGUCCUCGGGCCCCUCUCACAGCCUGCAGCCAGGCCCAGAGAAGAGACACUGUCAUCAGCUACACCCAGUCACCGUCUCCAUCUCCAAACCUACACAGAAAGCUCCAGACAUGAGUGAGUUGACCCCCAGCAGCUCUGUACCGUCUCAGUUUAAGACCAUGUCGCUACCCGUCACAUCCUCCAACAGCAAGAGCCUCACCAGCCCCAAGAGGGGACAGAAGAGAGAGGAGGGUUGGAAGGAGGUGGUGAGACGGUCCAAGAAGCUGUCGGUCCCGGCCUCGGUGGUGUCGAGGAUCAUGGGUAGAGGAGGCUGCAACAUCACAGCUAUACAGGACGUGACGGGAGCGCACAUCGAUGUGGACAAACAGAAAGACAAGAACGGAGAGAGAAUGAUCACCAUCAGAGGUGGCACAGAGUCAACACGCCACGCAGUCCAGCUGAUCAACUCUCUGAUCCAGGACCCAGCCAAGGAACUAGAGGACCUGAUCCCCAGGAACCACAUCAGGGCCCCGGGCUCCAAGACCACCUCAGCCCCAUUCCCCACCCCCACUGGAGCUAACCUUAACCUCACCAUCGGUGCCAAGGCCCUGGGCUCCCUGGUCACGUCCUCUGGGGUCUCCUUCCAGUCUUCAUCCUCUCAGACAGGGGGUAAGAUGGGUAAGGGUCUGUCUGGGGUGAGGCAGCCCUUCCCUGUGUCUCUCCCCCUGGCCUAUGCCCAUCCCCAGCUGGCCCUCCUGGCAGCCCAGACCAUGCAUCAGAUCAGGCUCCCCAGGCUGCCCAUGGCCCAGUUUGGUGGGACCUUCUCCCCUGCCGCCAGCACCUGGGGCCCGUUCCCGGUGCGGCCGCUGAGUCCCGGUAGCGCCAACAGCUCCCCCAAACACAACGGUGGUAGCAGUGGUAACAACCAGACCAGAUCCAACUUGUCUAGUCAUAAUGAUCACAAUAACACAUCAUCCACGGGCUCCUCUGUCUCCAGUCCUAGUGCCUCUAACAGUCAGACAGCUACGACUACAGGGUCACCCCACACCCCUAACCACCCUCAUGGGGCCCAGGCCCAACCCAGUGCCCCCACCCCUUCCUCAGUCAGGAAACAGCUGUUCACCUCUGACCCCAAGCACACAGGGAUCAACUCUGUCUCCAUGGUUACUGCCACCACUGUCAGUAGUAGUCACUCAGUGAGAGGUACAGUGUCUCCCGCCCACCAACACACAGGCUUAAUGGCUACGUACGCCCCUAACACUCCUCAUCCCCAGGUCGCACCCAUCUCUCAGCCCCCCAAGUCACCUCCCAGCGCCCCCACUGCUCCCCCAGGCAAGGAGAAGCUGACCCCCUCCCUCUCUCAGGAGGGCCAGCACGUCUCCGUCAACAAUGUGGUUAGUUCAGGUGGUUUCACCGCCCCUGCCAUGGCUGCCCCCUCCAAACCUGAGCCCCGCCAGCAGCAGCACCAACCCCCUCCUCCCCUAACCUCCACCAGCUCAUCAGACCCCCCUCCACCUCUCCAGUCCAGCUCCCACCUCCCCCCAUCCUCCUCCGCCCCCUCACACAAACACCCCAACAGCACCGUACCCCACUUCUCGGCUCCCGCUCCCCGCAUCUCACACCGCAUGCAGCCCCCGACAGGGCCCUACUACCAACACCCCAACCAGCAGCAGCAACAACAACCGUUCCUACCCCACAACACACAGCAACAACAUGAGCACCCCAAACAGAAGCUGCCCCAGCCCCCCUCCAUGCUCCCUCAGCCCCAGUCCUCCAUGGGUCUGAUGAACGGCUCUCCGAUGCAGCAACAGCAGGUCCAUGGUGGGGCCAAGCCCCAGCAGAUGCCCCCUAACUUCGGCCCUGCAGCCCUCUUCAACCAUUUCAGCAGCAUGUUCGACAACAACAACCAGGUGGGUAACAACCAGGUGUGGGGUGCGUGCCACCUCCCUGCCCGCUCCCCUCCUGAGCAGCAGUAUUCUGCCCCUCCCGCCUACAUGGGCCAGAUGGAUGGCAUGAUGGCCCCUCCUCCAGACAGCUCCAAGGCCCCUGGGUACCGCUCUGCCUCACAGAGGAUGGUCAACAGUCCUAUUGCUUUGACCAGCUAUGCUACCAGUAUGUCUGGUAGUCCAGUCUAUCUACACGGGCCAGCAGCUGUGGGCACCCCCUCCUUCAGCAGACAGCACUUCUCCCCUCACCCCUGGAGCGCUGCCACAUCAGGCGAGUCCCAGGCGGUGCCCCCUCCCUCCACGGUGUCAUCAUCUGGCCCCGUGGCCCCCCCUCCCCACCAGGCCAAGCAGGGCAGCAGCCAGCAGGACAGGAAGGUGCCUCCUCCCAUCGGGACAGAGAGGCUGGCGAGGAUCAGACAGACCACCGUCAACCCUCCUCUCCUCCAGACCUCCUACACCGCUCCUGUAGGACAGGGAGGCAUAUGGUCCUUUGGAGUCGGCAGCGCCUCGGAAGCCAUGUCAGGUUGGUCUCAGCCCCUGAUGGGAAGUCACGUGAUCCACCCUGGGCUGCAGGCGGACCACACCUUCUCCCAGUACCAGCCCAUGGAGCAGGACGACUCCGGCAUCUCUAACCCCGCUAACUACCACCAGCAACACAUCAACCACCCCAACAACUACAUGGACUUCCCCAAGGGUAUGGCCAUGUCAAUUUAUGGAGGGACCAUGUUGCCCCCCAACCCCCCUAUGGGAGAGGGUCCGGGGGGGGCCAUGUUCAACGGGCUGCACGCUGCCGACCCUGCAUGGAGCCCCAUCAUCAAGGUGGUCCCCAACAACGCAGACAACACCGACCCACAGCAGGUGUGGCCUGGGACCUGGCCUCCUCAUGUGCACCUGAACCACGUCAACUAGCCGGCCGGCAUUGACAGCAAUCAAACACACAUCCACAUCACACACCACAAACAUGAAUUUAAUUUCCAACUGACAACAAAACCCUGAUGAGACAACAAAAAACGAACAGACUUGUAUAACAUGUUAACUUUAGUAGAGAACGGAGAGCAAAGCAGAGUUUGAAGAAUUGGAGAGAAAUUAUCUUGACACCGUUCUUUAAUGUGCCUAACUCAAAAUAAGAAAUAUACUACAAUUUGAGCGAGGGCUGUUAUGGUAGUGGGGUCGGGAGGGAGGGAAAAUUCUGGGCCCUAAUUGAAGUACUGUUAAUGUCUGAUGAACAACCAAAUUGAUGGUGACAGCCUGUCCAACAGGCUCCAUGCUCUGUGUAGCAUAGAUGUAGGACUUUGACCCACGUGCAGAGUUGUCGCUCUCCUCAGGGGGAGACCUGAUGAAGGUGAUGACGACGGAGCUAAUGAUACUCAACCAACAACUAGAGGAUGAUGAUUACCUAAAGAGAGGCAGAGAGAGGGAAAGAAAUCAGAAUACCUUUUAGUGGUAAAUACAUGUAUAAUUGUUUACAUACUAAAAAGGGUUAAAUUGAGAGUACAUUUCACGUCGUAUAGUGGCUCUACUUUACGUAGCCUGUAUUAAUGUGAAAUAUUUACCUUAAUAUUCAAUAAACAUAUUGAUAUGUA
Molecule: messenger RNA, 8863 nt
Organism: Oncorhynchus mykiss (rainbow trout)
Lineage: Eukaryota; Metazoa; Chordata; Actinopteri; Salmoniformes; Salmonidae
Source: RefSeq, a predicted model, not a curated record